GCCACGGGCUGGACUCUGGGCCAACGAGGUGUGGCGGAGCUCAGCUGCAGAGGAAGGCAGCGCAGACAUCACUGAGCUCCAAGCUGCGAGCCGAGCUCUGAGCUCUGACUUGAGACAGGAGGCAAGUGCCAGCCAGUCCCCGGCCCAGGACACAGACUCCUGAGCCCUGGCCUGUCCAACAAUAGCAGCAGCAGCAGCAGCAGCAGCAGCAGCAACAGCAGCAGCAGCAGCCAGGAGCUUGGGGAUGUUGGUGGAGCCAAGGAGGAGUGCUCACUUAACCCAGAGCUGCAUCCAGACUCUGGGUCCCUGAAGACUCCAGUUUGGAGAGGAGAAUCUCUCUCCAGCUGAGCCCAGGCACAAACUUUAGGGGACAGACUUUGUGACUAGAACCUGUGAUGAAGAUGCCCUUGUCCUCAGAAAGUUGGAGGUAGAGAGGUUCCCGGCAGGCUGUGGGAGAUCCCACUGCCUGGUUCCCACCAUGAGGGACCUGCCAGCACUCUCUUGCCUCUGGGCCUGGCUACUCUGGUCCUUCAGCAGCUUUCAGAUGUGCGGCACCCAGGCUAGAUCCCAGGAGCAUCCAGAACUGAUCGGCUUCACACAUCUGGCUUCUUGGUUGCCAUUCCAACAGAAGAAGUCCGGCUGGGAGGGAUUUGCGGUCUUGGCUUCUGCUUCUCAUUACUGGCCUUUGGAAAAUGUGGACGGGAUCCUUGAGCUUCAAGACACAACUGGAGCGUUGCGAACCCACAACCUCACUGUGCCUCCCUCCCACAAUGCUACCUUUGUCUUUACCAAUGACUCUGCCUACUCCAACUUCUCUGCGACCGUAGAUAUCAUGGAAGGGAAGGUCAACAAAGGUAUUUACCUCAAGGAGGAGAAAGGGGUGACGUUCCUCUACUACGGAAGCUACAAGUCAUCCUGUAUCAGCAACCCGGCCCAGUGUGGACCUGAGGGAGUGACGUUUUCGUUUUUCUGGAAGACUCAAGGAGAGCACCCUCGACCAGCUGCCUAUGCUUAUGGGGGACAGGUCAUCUCUGAUGGCUUCAAAAUCUGCUCUAGCGGAGGAAAGGGCUCUGUGGAGCUGUACACGCGCGACAAUUCCAUGACAUGGAAGGCCACCUUCAACCCUCCGGGUCCUUACUGGACUCAUGUCCUGUUCACGUGGAAGCCCAAGGAGGGCCUAAAAGUCUAUGUCAAUGGGACUCUGAGCACCUCAGACCCGAGCGGCAAAGUGUCUCACACCUAUGGGGAUCCCCAUGUCAACCUGGUCAUAGGGUCUGAGCAGGACCAGACCAAGCGUUAUGAGAACGGAGCUUUCGAUGAGUUCAUCAUCUGGGAACGUGCACUGACUCCUGAUGAGAUCAACAUGUACUUCACAGCUGCCGUCGGUAAACAUGCUCUAUUGUCUUCAACACCGCUGGCAAUGCCCACGGCACACUCUGUGAUGCCCACAGAUGCCUACCACCCAAUCAUCACCAACCUGACGGAGGAGAGGAAAUGCUUCCAGAGACCUGGAUCUGUGCUGCGGUACCUUCAGAACGUGUCUCUCAGCUUACCCAAUAAAUCCCUUUCGGAGGAAACUGCGUUGAACCUCACACAGACCUUCUUAAGAACUGUGGGCGAGGUGCUUCUACUGCCCAGCUGGACCCAGGCAUCAGAGGACAAUACCGUGACACUGGGCCUGCUCGACACCAUCGAUACCGUCAUGGGUCACAUCUCAUCCAACCUGCAGUCGAGAGAACCCCACGUCACCCUCACAGGCUCUUCCUCCAUGGCAGAUUUCUCCGUGGCCAAGGUCCUUCCCCCAGCACUGAGUGCCCCCCACUACAGAUUCCCAGCCCAUGGGCACAGUUACAUUGAGAUUCCGAGAGAGGCCCUUCACAGCAAAGCCUGGACCACCAUUGUCGGCCUUCUCUACCACUCCCUGCACCAUUACCUGAACAACAUCCCCCCGGCCAGCACAAAGAUUCCCGAGGCUGUGAACUGCAGAGACUGCUUGCUGUCUGUCGCCAGCCGCCUGAUCUCCCUGGAGGUGUCCCCACCACCCACUCUGUCCCAGAACCUAUCGGGCUCUCCUCUGAUUACUGUCCACCUCAGGCACAAACUGACUCAUAAGCAGUAUGCCGAUGCCACCAAUGAGAGCAACCGCCUCUUCCUGUAUUGCGCCUUCCUUAACUUCAGCUCCGGGGAAGGCGUCUGGUCAAGUCAGGGCUGUGCGCUCACAGAGGGAAACCUCACCCACUCAGUAUGCCACUGUACCCAUCUCACCAACUUUGCCAUCCUCAUGCAAGUGGUCCCACUGCAGCUCUCACGCGGACACCAGGUGGCGCUGUCGUCCAUCAGUUACGUCGGCUGCUCUCUGUCAGUUCUCUGCCUGGCUGCCACACUGGUCACCUUCGCAGUACUGUCUUCUGUCAGUACCAUUCGGAACCAGCGUUACCACAUCCAUGCCAACUUGUCCUUUGCUGUCCUGGUGGCCCAGGUCCUGCUGCUCAUCAGUUUCCGUAUGGAGCCUGGCACGGUCCCAUGCCAGGUGCUGGCUGUCCUCCUGCACUACUGUUUCCUGAGUGCCUUUGCUUGGAUGAUGGUGGAGGGGCUGCAUCUCUACAGCAUGGUGAUAAAGGUCUUCGGGUCAGAGGACAGCAAGCAUCUCUACUACUAUGGGAUAGGCUGGGGGUGCCCUCUCCUCAUCUGCAUCAUCUCCGUGUCAUCCUCUAUGGACAGUUAUGGGACAAGUGACAGCUGCUGGCUGUCACUGGGGAGCGGUGCCAUUUGGGCCUUUGUGGGCCCUGCCCUGCUGGUCAUUGUGGUCAACAUUGUCAUCCUGGUAGCUGUGACAAGGGUCAUUUCCCAUGUCAGCACUGACAACUACAAGAUACAUGGGGACCCUAGUGCCUUCAAGUUGACAGCCAAGGCUGUUGCUGUGUUGCUACCCAUCCUGGGAACCUCAUGGGUGUUUGGAGUGCUUGCUGUCAGUGACCGGGCCCUAGUCUUCCAAUACAUGUUUGCUGUGCUCAACUCCUUGCAGGGCCUUUUCAUCUUCCUUUUUCACUGUCUCCUAAACUCAGAGGUGAGAGCUGCAUUCAAGCAUAAGACCAAGGUGUGGUCCCUCACGAGCAGCUCUGGCCGUACCACAAGCACGAAGCCCUUCAGUUCUGAUAUCGUCAACGGGACCCGGCCAGGCACGGCAUCUACAAAAUUAAGCCCAUGGGACAAGAGCAGUCAUUCUGCCCACCGUGUGGACCUAUCCGCUGUGUGAUCAGAGUGGCUGCCACUCAAAAUGAGUGCCUUCCCUGUAGCAGAGAAAAAUGCACACCUUGCCACCAUCAUGGGGUCCCUUUCCUUGCUGCCUCAGCCUGGGUUUACAACCCCAACCUAUAACUGUGCCGAGUGUCUCCCUAGCACUGUAAGUUGACUCAGGGGGGUGUGGCCAGCGAUGAUGUGGCCCUUCUUCCCUGAUGCGGUAGGCACUUCUGUCCUCUGUGGACCUCAGAGCACAAAGUAGUCCUUGGUGACACUUAAGUGUAAACCUCCCUUGUUAUCCUGUUCACAGAACACUGCACCAGCAAGGCUGUGGUAAAGGAGGCCUAAGGAGGCAGCCGUAAGAGGGCAUAGCCUCAGCCUCGAUGGAGACUCAGAGUCCUGAGGGAUAUUUCAGGUCCUGUGUGUCUUCAGAGGGUCAACAGAGGUAGCUAGUUGGGUUAUGUGGGGGAAUGAGGCCAGCACCAACUGAAAUGAACAUCUUCAUGUAAAGGGCCACUAAUUGGGCCACCUCCCACCCUAGCAGUACACCAGUUCUGGGGUCUCUGCCUUUGCCUGUCUGGAGUCACCCACUCUCUUGUGUAUGGAGUCUUGUGAAGACAGCCUAACGGAGCCACUGCUUAGGAACUGACUCAGCCUAUUUCUUGCAAGCUGUGCCUUGCUGGACCUAAAGACAGCCUUAGAAAGCCUUUUCAGACAUAAGCCUCUCUACUGUCCCCUGCCUCCUCCAGGGCAUCCUGUUGGGCAUCCACCUGCAUCUGCAUCUCCUGGUUUUCUGCAGGUGCAGCUACCCUUGUGGUCUGCUUUCCCUGCUGGAUGUCCCUCAUGUCACACAUCAGACCAACCACACUGCGGAGACUGAUUUCUUCCCAUUAGUGACCGCACCAAGUCUCCACCGCUAGGCAGGGUGGCCACUGGAGGCUCUUGGGAUGGUAUGACUUAGCCCUGGGAGGUGCAGUCACUGUGACAACCACUUGUCAACAAGAUCCUCAUGUGGGUGGAGAUCACGGAGAAUCAUGGAACAGGCUGUGAAGGUCCAACUAGCCUAAGUUGUCUUAGGACAGGAACCUAAGUGUCUGUGAUGUGCAUAGCCCAGAUGACCAGUCUGGCCCUGAUACUGGAAAACCCUCACUUCCUAUGACAUCCCUGAGCUCCUACCUGCCCCCCAUCCCACACCCACUUUCUUGGCUUUAGAAUAUGUUUCCACUCAGUUCUAUGGAUCUUUUUGGCUUAAAUUGUUUUCUUUUCUUUUCUCCACUGUAAUGAAAUGGAGUCAGGGCCUGGCAUAGCUAGGCAAACACUCCACACUGAGCCACACCUCAGCCCCUAAGUGAAAGCCCCCAUGCAGGCAUCUCUUCCAGAAGCCAUAGGGCUAUAGGACCUGACUUUGUGCUGUCCAAGCCAGGACUUAAAUCUAUCAGACAACUGGGCCCCCGUGACUCUCCUGCAGCCCCUUUGGCCAACGCAGGCUGAGGCCAGGCUGAGACUCUGUGCUCGGUGACAAGUCCCGUCUAUAGAAUGUGUGUGGUCACUGCUCAGCAUCUCACUACUCCUCAAACCAGACACCAGUGACCCAGGGUCCGACCUGCCCUGCUGAGCUCCCAGUAGUGAGAACACUGUAUCCCUGCCACGCGUGCUGGGCUCCCACUGAAGCAAGGCAGGCCAGGACUGGCUAUACUUCCCGUGGGAUGCUCUGUUUCUGGCUUUUUUGUAAUACUCGCUCUCACGUAACUGAUAGAUCGAGAGAAGUCAAGAGCAGACCCUGUCUCGGCUCCCCAUUCCCCGUGAGCGAGAGUGCGCGGUUUAUUUAUAGACUACCGACUUUGGCUUCUGCAAUCAUUUAUUAUCUGUGUGUAAUUUGGCCCCACAUAAAUUAGAAAGAACGGUGUGUGUGAGAAGUUACGGCAGAGGGAAGAUGAUGAGUUGCUGCUAUCGUGAAGACAUGUUGCAAUUUUGAUGAAAUAAACUCUUAAUGUCCUUAA
Arvicola amphibius (Eurasian water vole) is the source of this 5240-nucleotide messenger RNA. It is a transcript of the gene Adgrd1, whose product is annotated as adhesion G protein-coupled receptor D1. Gene Ontology annotation, molecular function: G protein-coupled receptor activity. The record is from RefSeq and is a predicted model, not a curated record. Gene Ontology annotation, biological process: cell surface receptor signaling pathway; adenylate cyclase-activating G protein-coupled receptor signaling pathway. Bases 479 to 3256 code for a protein of 925 amino acids. Gene Ontology annotation, cellular component: membrane. NCBI's taxonomy places the organism in Eukaryota, Metazoa, Chordata, Mammalia, Rodentia, Cricetidae. The transcript has 27 exons.